AUGGACACAAGAAACGAUGGACACGGUGACGACAUUGAACUUAGCGUUCAGGGAGCGAGCAAAGCCAGCGACGCACCGAAGAAGUCAGAUUUACCAGAAAGAGGAUCAUGGGCCAGCAAAUUGGACUUCAUCCUAUCGGUUGUCGGCCUCGCCAUAGGCUUGGGCAACGUGUGGAGAUUUCCUUACCUAUGCUACAAAAAUGGGGGUGGCGCGUUUCUUAUCCCAUACUUCCUCACGCUGAUCCUUGCUGGUAUACCCAUGUUCUUUAUGGAGUUGGCUAUGGGACAAAUGCUUACGAUCGGUGGCUUGGGAGUCUUCAAGAUAGCGCCUAUAUUUAAAGGAAUCGGAUACGCUGCUGCUGUUAUGUCAUGUUGGAUGAAUGUAUACUACAUCGUGAUUCUGGCGUGGGCCAUAUUCUACUUCUUCAUGUCAAUGCGUUCAGAUGUGCCAUGGCGUAACUGCGACAACUACUGGAAUACGGAGACCUGUGUGAACCCCUACGACCGCAAAAACCUGACUUGCUGGUCAUCCAUGGACAUGACUACCUAUUGUACCUUGAACGGAAAGAAUAUUAGCAAAGCCAUCCUUUCCGAUCCAGUUAAGGAAUUUUGGGAACGCCGAGCCCUUCAAAUUUCAAGUGGAAUAGAACACAUUGGUAACAUUCGCUGGGAGUUAGCCGGUACUCUUCUCCUAGUUUGGGUGCUUUGUUACUUCUGCAUCUGGAAGGGAGUGCGCUGGACUGGAAAAGUUGUGUACUUCACUGCACUGUUUCCUUACUUCUUGCUUACAGUUCUCCUGAUCAGAGGAAUCACACUGCCUGGUGCUAUGGAGGGUAUCAAGUUUUACAUUAUGCCCAAUAUGUCGAAGCUCCUGGAAUCCGAAGUCUGGAUAGAUGCUGUCACCCAGAUCUUCUUUUCGUAUGGUUUAGGAUUGGGAACUCUCGUCGCUCUGGGAAGUUACAAUAAGUUUACUAAUAACGUUUAUAAGGACGCACUAAUAGUCUGUUCAGUAAAUUCGAGUACAUCAAUGUUUGCUGGCUUCGUCAUAUUCUCUGUGGUAGGUUUCAUGGCACAUGAACAACAAAGACCCGUUGCUGAAGUAGCUGCAUCAGGUCCUGGUUUAGCCUUCCUUGCAUAUCCAUCAGCGGUUCUGCAACUCCCUGGAGCGCCUCUCUGGUCUUGUCUCUUCUUUUUCAUGCUGCUCCUCAUCGGUCUUGACAGCCAGUUCUGUACCAUGGAAGGUUUUAUUACUGCUGUGAUCGACGAGUGGCCCAAGCUGCUAAGACGGAGGAAGGAGAUUUUCAUCGCUAUAACUUGUGUUAUUUCUUACCUGGUCGGGCUGUCUUGUAUAUCUGAGGGUGGUAUGUACGUCUUUCAAAUAUUGGACUCUUAUGCCGUAUCUGGUUUCUGUCUUCUCUUCCUUAUCUUCUUCGAAUGUGUGUCCAUCUCUUGGGCAUUCGGCGUGAACCGUUUCUACGAUGGCAUCAAGGAGAUGAUUGGUUACUACCCUACCAUCUGGUGGAAGUUUUGUUGGGUCGGCUUUACACCUGCUAUUUGUAUCAGCGUGUUUAUCUUCAACCUGGUGCAAUGGACUCCAAUCAAAUAUAUGAACUACGAAUAUCCUUGGUGGUCGCACGCAUUCGGCUGGUUCACAGCCCUGUCUUCGAUGCUGUGCAUCCCUGGCUAUAUGGUGUACUUGUGGCGGGUUACUCCCGGGACCCGAAUGGAGAAAUUCCACACGAUCGUUCGCAUUCCCGAGGACGUUCCAGCCCUUCGGACCAAGAUGCAGGCCGAGGAACAAGCGAAGCACGGAAAAGCCUAA
Molecule: messenger RNA, 1821 nt
Organism: Leptosia nina
Lineage: Eukaryota; Metazoa; Arthropoda; Insecta; Lepidoptera; Pieridae
Source: the annotation of a GenBank genome assembly